Sitodiplosis mosellana (orange wheat blossom midge) is the source of this 1898-nucleotide messenger RNA. RefSeq names its product BTB/POZ domain-containing protein 1-like. Gene Ontology annotation, biological process: neurogenesis. The record is from RefSeq and is a predicted model, not a curated record. Gene Ontology annotation, cellular component: cytosol. Lineage: Eukaryota; Metazoa; Arthropoda; Insecta; Diptera; Cecidomyiidae. The coding region runs from base 260 to 1507 and encodes 415 amino acids. Gene Ontology annotation, molecular function: protein binding. The transcript has 2 exons.
CGCGGUUCAACAAUUUGAAUAUAUCGAAUCAAUAAUAAAUCGCAACCCAUACUUUGACACAUUCGGUUUGUCAAAAUAAGGAUUGAACAAUCGCAAGUGACAGUUCUAUGCACAACACAACUCAUUUAGCGUCUGAAGAGAAUAUCAAGUCGUGUGCAACACAACAUAAAAUUCAAUAUCAAAAUCGUUUCCAAUCAAAAUUAUCAUUUGAUUCAUUUCUAAAAUCGUCCACCAAACGAUUGAUCGAAACGCACCAACCAUGAGCGGAAAAGUGUUUGAAAAGGACAAUAAAAUGGCAUGGUCUAUUGGCCAAAAUUUGUAUUUGGAUUCAAAAACGGCUGAUGUGAAGUUCGUGUUCGAAAACAGUGACGAAAGUGUUCAAGCUCUCAAGGCCAUUCUAUCUGCCGGAAGCCCAGUGUUUGACGCUAUGUUCUACGGAUCAUUGCCUGAAAAUGGAGACAUUCUGAUUGUCGAUGCCUAUCCAGAGGCGUUCAAACAAUUCCUUCAGUUCUUUUAUUUGGCGAGAGUGCGAUUGACAUCCGACCACAUCUUCGAAGUGGCCAAUUUGUGCAAAAAAUACGCGAUAAACGAAGGAUUGAAGCUGUGCGAAACCCCAAUGCAAAUGUCUUUAAGGAUCAACAACACGUGUACGGGUUAUGCAGUAGCCAUACUGCUUGGGAUGGAAAACGUCGUCGAAUUCUGUGAACGAGAAAUCAAACACAAGGCCACUGAAAUUCUAAAAUCGACUGAUUUUCUGAAGUGCGAUCACAAGUUGUUCGACAAGAUACUACAAUUGCUAACACGGGACUGUGGUUCAAUGACCACUAGUGCAUCGGUGAUUGUUGAUGCGUGCAUGGCUUGGGCCAAAGCAAAAUGUGCACGUGACAAUCUGGACAACACUUCUGCCAAUUUAAAAGCGCAACUCAAAGAUUCAAUCGAUUGCAUUCCGUUUGAUGAAUUGAGUUCAGAACAAUUUUCCCAUCACAUCGAAACAUACAAGCGAUUCUUCGUCGAAAAUGAAUUGGAAGCGAUCAUUUUGAAGAAAGCAAGAAAAAGCGAAGCAAAGGAGAUGACAACGUCAACUUCACGUACUCUGGACUGCCGAGACAUUUGUAUAAAUAAAUCAGCCAAAAAUUUGGACACGCCCAUUGUAGAUUCAUUCACUUCGAACUCAAAGCUAUUGUUAAAGGAAAUUUACGUCAAACCAUUUUUUGUAAUCGAACCCUUCUACGCAACAAUCACACUUCAUAACUAUGAAAGUGACGAAAAAUUGAUUUUGGGUACAAUUCCAAUCGUACGCAGCAAUGAUGUACGUUUCACACUACCAUUUCCAAUUGCUAUUGAUCAGAAGAUAAAAUAUGGCAUCAAAUUCGAUUGUGGAGUCGAGCGAAGUCAUUGGACACUUGGGCCUAAACACUUCUUUCAUUUGAAAAGCGACGUUGAAAUUCGUUUUGACGCUGGUCGAAACAUAAUUACACGUAUGAUUUUUGAACAUUUGGGAGCUUAGGAGCUCAAUUUCAUCUGAUUAAUAGAGCAAUAUGAGUAAAUAGUCAAUAUAUGAUAAAAAUAUACACCUUGUAUCGUGAUUGUCGAUACAGAAGAAAAUUUCAAGCGAAAAAAUCUUUUGAAAAAAAUAUUGCAUUAAGUUAUCCUCCUUUAAAUGCCCAAACUCUGAAAUUCGUUAUCAAAAUUGGAGAUAAUUCCAAAUGCAGUAACAAAAAUUAAAGAGAAAUCUUUGAAAGAAAACUAUUCAUAAAUCUAAGCACUUUCCUAAUCCAUCGAAAUGAGUCAUAAAGGUCGUAGAAUAAAGUUUAUUUUAAACUGAUUACAAUCGCUUCAAGUAAAUAUUCAAAAUAUGACAAAGAGAUUUAUUCAUCAAAUAAAUGCCACAUUUUUCC